Messenger RNA from Pleuronectes platessa (European plaice), 1088 nucleotides. RefSeq names its product centromere protein H (gene cenph). Gene Ontology annotation, molecular function: kinetochore binding. The transcript is spliced from 10 exons. Gene Ontology annotation, biological process: mitotic spindle organization; chromosome segregation; kinetochore assembly. Gene Ontology annotation, cellular component: nucleus; kinetochore. NCBI's taxonomy places the organism in Eukaryota, Metazoa, Chordata, Actinopteri, Pleuronectiformes, Pleuronectidae. Bases 290 to 1009 code for a protein of 239 amino acids. The record is from RefSeq and is a predicted model, not a curated record.
ACUUCCUGGCGGGUUUCUUUCUCUCUGAAACUAACGGAUGUAAACAAAACCACCGUCCAAGAAGUGACAGUAAACAAAGCCUCACAUGGAACAGCCGCUGAAAGUUUGUGAGAAGUUAAUGUUGAACUUGUAUCUGUCAGUCGUAGCUAGUCGCUAUCACAUUAACUUCUGUGUUGGAUUUCAAUUUACCGACAACGUUAAGCUCGAUUAAACAAAGUGAGAUAGUUUAAUUCAACUCCCAUUAGUCCGGAGUGUGACCUCAGCAACGAUCUUUCAUCAUCGCUCUCUGAUGGACCAAUCUGACAGCGUGGGAGACCUCAAACACACGAUGGAGGCUGUGGCCCUGAAUGACGGUCCUGCUCCCGACAGCCCCAACGCACAGCGGGACACCUCGCCCGCAAACAUGCUGAGAAUAAAGCAGCAGAUGUCCAACCAGUGUUUUGAGAUGGCUGUACAGCUCAAUGCAGGAAAAGCAAAGAGGUCAUGCAGUUCAUCUGAAGCAGAGAGAGACUUACCAGAUUACGUCAGUGAGCUGGAAAGAGUCAAGACAAAUCAUUUUAACAGCAUGUUGACACUGCACAGGAUGCAGAUGUGGCAUGCUAUUGGAGAAAAGCUGAAAGAAAACAAUUCAGAGGCAGACGCACUGAAAGCUGUGAGUGAUCGCUGCAUGGCUUUUUGUUCACAUAUAAAACAACUUCAGAAAGAGUCCAGAGAUCUUCAAGAUGAAAUUACAGAAAUACAGAAGAAGAGACUUGAGAUGAAACGGCUCACACAUGAGAAAAUGAAAGAGAUGGAGGAGCUGAUGUCCAGGAAAGAGCACCCGGACACAGAGAAGUACAAAGCGGUGAUAGAGAAAGGACAGGCGAACCUGGAGAAAUAUAAAAAGCUGGCCAUUAUGACACAGAAUGUCCUGAGGGGCAUCCUCCUGGCCUGUAAAGUCAACUGGCUGGAUGAUCCCAAACUUCGAGACAUCGCCAUGACACUGGAGGAGAUUCCCAUCUCUGACUAGGAAAAGGAAUCUUUUCACUCAUAUUUAUGUUUCAGUGUUGCAUUGUUUAAUAGAUAAUAAAAUAUAAAUAUAAAACCCA